Hypoxylon trugodes is the source of this 2299-nucleotide messenger RNA. RefSeq names its product dihydroxy-acid and 6-phosphogluconate dehydratase. Gene Ontology annotation, molecular function: hydro-lyase activity. The record is from RefSeq and is a predicted model, not a curated record. The coding region runs from base 407 to 2281 and encodes 624 amino acids. The transcript has 5 exons. Lineage: Eukaryota; Fungi; Ascomycota; Sordariomycetes; Xylariales; Hypoxylaceae.
ACGGCCACAUGCUGGCCGACGGCGCAUUUGCAUGUAGACUAGGGAAAAGUGAUCCGAUAGGAACGAGCACUAAAUGAAUUAAUGGUUCUUACGUUAUAUAUACCUACUUAUUUAUACUUCUACGUGUUUUUCUCUCUGAAUGAUUGUAACUCUUUGAUUCAUACAACGGACUAGCCUAGCAGCGUUAGGUAAGUCUUAAGGUAUGUCGUGAUGAAGGACCCCCGCAGCCAUCGGCAUUAUUUAACGCGAUUCCCAUAUCGGGGCUCCGCAGCUCUACAUCCAAUAAGGAUGAACGUAAUUAUCAUGACGCUACCUAGGUCAAUGUAACUGUCUCGUGAAGUACGAAAUUUGACGGUCUUGAAGAAUUAUAACUUUUAUAUCGUUUUAUUUUGCCUAGCUAGCCAUAAUGCCGACGAACACCGGAGACGACGCCGGCACUGCUGCUACUGCCAAGCCCGAGGCAGAAGCAGAGCGCCUCCGUGACUACAACCUCUCUCAACCCAUCGACCCAACGCAAGGCGAGGGCAUGCGCCGCGGACUCACAUCCUACGGGGACGCGCAUUUCUCCCUCUUUCUUCGCAAAGCAUUUAUAAAAGGUCUUGGGUACACGGACGACUCGCUCUCACGCCCGAUUAUCGGGGUCGCGGAUACGAGGUCGGGGUUUAAUCCGUGUCAUGCUAAUAUUCCGCAGUUGUUAGAAGCGGUUAGGAGGGGUGUACAACUUGCGGGUGGACUGGCGGUGGAGUUCCCGACGAUUAGUUUGCAUGAGUCGUUUGCUGCGCCCACGAGUAUGUUUUUGAGGAAUUUGAUGAGUGUGGAUACCGAGGAGAUGAUUGGCGCGCAGCCUGUUGAUGCGGUUGUGCUUGUUGGUGGGUGCGAUAAGACGACGCCGGCACAGCUGAUGGGUGGGAUAUCGGCGAAUAAACCGAUAUUACAUCUCGUUACGGGUCCGAUGUUGCCUGGUAGCCACAGGGGUGUGAGGAUUGGAGCUUGUACUGAUUGUAGAAAUAACUGGGCGAAUUAUCGGGCUGGUGUUAUUGAUAUUGAGGAGAUUGCUGCGUUGAAUGAGGAGUUGGUGCCAUCGGCCGGAACUUGUGGCGUUAUGGGCACUGCGAGUACAAUGGCAUGCAUAUUAGUCGCCCUCGGUCUCAUGCCGUUCAAAGGAGCAACUGCACCCGCCGUCUCCUCAGCUCGUCUUCGAAUAGCAGAAGAAACAGGCGCCAACGCCGUCAAGAUCAUCGCCGCCGGUAACAAACUAAAACCCCAAUCCUUACUAACACGAGAGUCUUUCCUCAACGCCAUUACUGUCCUCCAAGCCAUUGGUGGCUCAACAAACGCCGUUGUGCACUUAAUGGCUAUUAUCAAUAGGCAUCCCCGCAUUGCCGGGACUAUAACGCUCGACACAUUUGAUGAAGUUGGCCGUCGUACCCCGCUACUUGUCGACCUCAAACCUAGCGGGUCGAAUUACAUGACCGAUUUCCAUGCAUCGGGUGGCAUGACUGCGUUACUGCGUGAGCUGCGACUAUUAUUGCAUCUUGAAGCGUUAACCGUCACGGGGAAGACUUUAGGUCAGGAGCUCGAUGCAGAGCGCCUGAUUCCCGUACCCCGAGAACUGAGCUGUAUCCAGCCAUUCAAUAGCCCGCUAUACCCGGCUUCCUCACUUAUUGUGCUGCGAGGUAAUCUGGCGCCUGGGGGCGCGGUUAUGAAGGCCAGUGCGUCGAAGGAUCGACGCUUAUUGAAGCACUCAGGUCCCGUAGUGGUAUUUACCAGCUCGGCGGACCUGGCGGCGAGGAUUGAUGAUGAGAAUUUGGAUGUCACUCCGGAUAGUGUAUUGGUGCUGCAGAAUAUUGGUCCGGUGGGAAACCCGGGGAUGCCGGAGGCCGGACUCAUUCCGAUCCCGCGAAAGCUAGCAGCGCGCGGUGUGACCGAUAUGUUGAGGGUGUCAGAUGGUCGGAUGAGCGGCACAGCAGGCGGGACGAUUGCUCUUCACGUCUCUCCUGAAGCGGCAGAUCCGGAAUCAGUGCUAGGAGUUGUGAGGGAUGGAGAUGCGAUUACAUGCGACAUCGAGCAGCGCCUACUAAAAAUUGAGAUCAGCGACGAGGAGAUCCAGCGUAGACGCGAAAUUAGGCGCACGGAGAUUGGCAAAGAGGGCUCGGAGCACCCCUGGAAGGAAAGGGAGAAGAUGAGAGGUUAUAGGGGCUUGUACAUGAGAUCGGUGAAUCAGGCAGACCAAGGGGCGGAUUUUGAUUUUUUACAGGCUCAAUAUCGAGGUAGCAGCUAGGCAUACGGUUACAGUAAA